AUGGCGGCGCCGUGGGUGAUCCUACGCCGCUGCCUCGGUCUCGUCCCCAAGGAAGCAGAGGCGGAGCGCCCCGUCCCCAUCUCCGUCGCGCUCAGGGAGCCGCCGCGCGUCACCGUCCUCGACGUGUCCCCAAGCGUCCGCCGCGACGACCCCAGGCCCAUCCGCUCCGACAAGCUCCCCUACCUCGUCGCCACCGGCCCCGGCGUGCUCCUCGUCUGCUUCUCCUUCGACGAGGUCCCCAUCGUCACCGACGACCUCAUUCUGGUGCGGAACUUCGUCUCGCCGGCGGACCCAUUGCGCCAACCGACCACGGGCUCCCCCGACCUCGUACCCCGGCGCACCGGGCCCUCCAUGCCCGUCUCGUACAACGUCAGGAGCGUCGGCCUCACCUCCGCGCUGUUCGGCGGCUACCUGAUCGCCGAGCUCCUGGUCACCAGGAGCAGCGACCGCGCCAAGCUCCUCCGCCUCUUCUCGCUCGACGACCGGUGGUUCCCCAAGGGCAGCCUCUUCUCGAGGGACGACCAGUGGAAUUGGACCGAGACGGACCUGCCCUGCCCCUUGCCCACCAGGGACGGCACGAAGCGGGAGUGGUGUCCCUCCGGCGUGGUCGACCACGACAAGAAGCUCUGGUGGUUCGACCUUUCGUGGGGGCUCAUCAGCUGCGACCCCAACGCCGUUGAGCCCGUCCUGCGCCUGCGCUUCCACUACCUCCCGCCGGGCCGCUUUCUCGCUGAGGCCAAGCCGUUCAUCCACACGAUCCGCUGCGUCAGCGUGAGCAACCACAUGCUGCGGUACGUAGACAUCGCCCGUGACCUCGAUCUAGACGGCCGCGUCGCCGAGAGGAAGGUGUCCGUGUGGACGGCGAUCCCCGACCCCGACUGCGGCGACGGCGACCACGGCAUUCGGUGGCUCAAAACGUACGAGAUGGGGUUCAAGGAGAUCUGGAACGACGCCAGCUACCGGGAGACCCAGCUGCCGGCGAAGAUCCCUGAAAUCGUGCUCGUGCACCCCAAGCACCCCAAUGUGGUCUACUUCUUCCUACGGAGGAGCCUCUUCGGCGUCGACGUGCCUGCGCAUCGGGUCGUGUGGUUCGUCAUGGACGCCCACAAGCUCGUGGCGCCGGGCUGCAGGCGCUGCGUCCUCCCUUGGGACCUGCCAGCCUCGAUUGCCAACGGUGUUAGCAAUUUAGCUGCUGUGUUCAUACUUUAUAGUUGA
Panicum hallii is the source of this 1215-nucleotide messenger RNA. RefSeq lists its product as uncharacterized. The record is from RefSeq and is a predicted model, not a curated record. The transcript has 2 exons. Lineage: Eukaryota; Viridiplantae; Streptophyta; Magnoliopsida; Poales; Poaceae. Bases 1 to 1215 code for a protein of 404 amino acids.